This is a messenger RNA of Tympanuchus pallidicinctus (lesser prairie-chicken), 1380 nucleotides long. It is a transcript of the gene POPDC1, whose product is annotated as blood vessel epicardial substance. The record is from RefSeq and is a predicted model, not a curated record. Gene Ontology annotation, molecular function: cAMP binding. The transcript is spliced from 8 exons. NCBI's taxonomy places the organism in Eukaryota, Metazoa, Chordata, Aves, Galliformes, Phasianidae. Gene Ontology annotation, cellular component: sarcolemma. Bases 141 to 1214 code for a protein of 357 amino acids.
GGGGGCCGCGGCGGGACGCGGGGCCGGGCGGGGGCUGUCGGCACCGGGAGCUGCGAGGAGCGGGGGUCCGCGCCGUCCAUUCGUCCGGGAAACUUUGCCGAAGGCGCCCGGCAGGGGGCACGGGGACAGGAUUCUUCAAGAUGGACACUACAGCAGUCAGCCCACUCACUCCACUAGGCGUUAUUCCAGACUUAAAAAAUGCCACUUCUGUGCCUUUCAAUGAGACUGCAUGUGAAAACUGGAAGGAGAUCCAUCAUCUUGUUUUCCACGUGGCAAAUAUUUGUUUUGCAGCUGGCCUGGUUAUUCCAACUACUCUGAACCUUCAUAUGAUUUUUCUGCGAGGUUUGCUCUCCAUAGGAUGUGCAUUGUUCAUCAUUUGGGCUACGCUCUACCGUUGUGCCUUGGACAUAAUGAUCUGGAAUUCUGUGUUUUUGGUGGUCAACCUUUUACACUUCAUAUACUUAGUGUAUAAAAGAAGACCGAUCAAGAUAGAGAAGGAGCUCAGCAGCCUGUACAAGAGAAUGUUUGAACCACUCCAUGUGCCUCCAGAGCUAUUCCAAAGAUUAACUGGGCAAUUCUGCAACAUUCAGACUUUGAAGGCAGGUCAAGCUUAUGCUGCAGAGGAUAAAACAUCAGUUGAUGACAGGCUAAGCAUCCUGCUGAAGGGGAAAAUGAAGGUUUCUUAUCGAGGGCAUUUUCUGCAUAAUAUUUACCCCUGUGCCUUUAUAGACUCACCUGAAUUUCGAUCAACUCAGAUGAACCGGGGUGAAAAAUUCCAGGUCACCAUUAUUGCAGAUGAUAAUUGCAAGUUCCUUUGCUGGUCCAGAGAAAGACUGACAUACUUUCUGGAAACUGAGCCAUUUCUUUAUGAGAUCUUUAAGUAUCUUAUUGGCAAAGAUAUUACAAAUAAACUCUAUUCAUUGAAUGACCCGACCUUAAAUGACAAGGCCUCAAAAAAGAUUGAUCGGCAGCCAAGUCUUUGCUCACAGCUCUCUGUGAUGCAGAUGAGGAACAGUAUGGCCAGUACCAGUGACAGUGAGGAUGGCUUGCAGAUGUUUCUUCGUGGGACUUCCUCUUCAUCUUCUCUUCGCCCAGGCCGGACAUCACCCUACCUGAGAACUUCAGCAAAGAUGAAGCCAAUAGAAGAAAGUGUUGAAGAUGAUGUCUUUGAAGCAUCGUCAGCUGAAAAGCUGGAGCUGCAGCGGCUGCCUUGAAUGAGUCUGUCAUCUGAUGUGUAAGAGCUUGGGCAAAGCUCCUGGGCGAGAGGAAGGAAUCUGGAAGCUAAGAACAUCUUUCUGUCUUUGAAUUUACCACGCCAUACGUCAGUGGCUCGUAGACAGAAGUGUCACGCUUUUACUUCUAAAUAAAGAAAUAAAUACA